GAAACUAUUUAAACUCGCGGUAUUUUUUGAUCUUUUUCUGCUUUUUUCCCUUUUCUUUUUUUCUUUGUCUUUCCCCCUUUUUUUUUUCUUUCUUUUGUCCCCUCAUCUUCAUUGCCUUUGUUUCGAGUGUUGGACUAUUAUCCUUCAUUCUUAACACCUUCAUUACAAGAACCAUUGCUUAGCACAAUGUAAUGUAGGCAUAAAGGUAUCGCCCUCGUUUUUUUCUUGUAAUUGUAAAUAACCAUUGCUUAGCACAAUUUACAAUGUUACUUGAAAAAAUGACUUUUUCCAUAGCGUAAGUAAGGAGAUCCCGCUAACUCAUUAGACGGAUUUGCUGAAGAAAACCUAGGUUAAAGUCAUGUUGUGGAGUAGGAACUUGGACAGCACUGACUAGUGUCUCCCUGUGAUCUCUGUCAACCCACUAUCCUUUUUUUUUUUUCUAUGUAUCCCCUUCGUUAUCCAUUUACUCCCCGCCGCAAUCAUCCUCCCCACUACGACUUCCUACGACUUCCUACGACUUCCUACGACUUCCUACGACUUCCUACGACUUCUUACGAUUUGGUGGUUGUUAUAACGCCAAAAAGAAAGUGUGUGAUGCACUUCUUAUUCAUCAUGAUGAUUCCCAUCCUUGUACAGAUGCAAAUGGCGUUCCAUGAUUUAUUUGAUGGAAUGGGUUUUUGUAAAGCUGAUACCUUUGGAGCUGGCCAAGACACCUUCUUUGACUUGGAGCAUAUAUCUGAAUGAAUGUUUUUUCUAUAGAUCUCUUUAUGAUACUGUUUAUAUAUAUUUCACUAGUUUAGUCUCUAUUAUCUUUUUUUUUUUGAAUAAAAAUCA
This is a messenger RNA of Halteromyces radiatus, 834 nucleotides long. RefSeq lists its product as uncharacterized. The record is from RefSeq and is a predicted model, not a curated record. The coding region runs from base 442 to 744 and encodes 100 amino acids. NCBI's taxonomy places the organism in Eukaryota, Fungi, Mucoromycota, Mucoromycetes, Mucorales, Cunninghamellaceae. The transcript has 2 exons.